Molecule: messenger RNA, 5329 nt
Organism: Astyanax mexicanus (Mexican tetra)
Lineage: Eukaryota; Metazoa; Chordata; Actinopteri; Characiformes; Acestrorhamphidae
Gene: kcnh6b
Product: potassium voltage-gated channel, subfamily H (eag-related), member 6b
Exons: 13
Coding region: 404-3088 (894 amino acids)
Biological process (GO): regulation of heart rate by cardiac conduction; potassium ion transmembrane transport; regulation of ventricular cardiac muscle cell membrane repolarization
Cellular component (GO): membrane
Molecular function (GO): inward rectifier potassium channel activity
Source: RefSeq, a predicted model, not a curated record
UUGUUUGUGAGUGUCCCCUGUUGUAGUAUAUGAUUGAUCCGAUCGCAGUAGCAGGGAUGGAUCUGCAUGAGGGUGACAGCGUCGACACUUAGGGGUCGAGUCACAGAGGGACAGCCCGAGUAGACUUAGAGUCUGUGGCGCAAAAACAAGACAAGAAAGAAAUCUGGAUUCUGUACUUUCUGAGGUUGGAUCUAUAAUAGACCAAGCUGGUGAAAAUGAAGCACGUCUGGGUUUGUCAGGGUCACUGUGUAUUCGAUUUUUGGGUCCUUGGGAAUGCCACAAUCUGUUCAGUGUUUGCGGUGAGGAAUGUCUCGGUUCCUCAGUGACAUGAGGGCAGGCUGGAGCUGAGACGCACAUUCCAACAAGAGCUGGUGUGCUGAGCUCUACGCCCGACUUUGACCAGAUGAAGUGCGGGGCUGCCAACCGUUUCCCACAGUUUUCCCUCAACUUCCGCCGCCCCAGGCGGUCUGUCACGAUCUCGGACUCACCCCCAACUAUAGAGCUCAUCACCAAGCCCAAGGUGAAGCAGCGCACGCAGAACAUCACAGAGAAAGUCACCCAGGUGUUGUCUCUGGGUGCCGAUGUGCUGCCCGAGUACAAGAUCCAGGCUCCAGACGUCCACAUGUGGAUCAUGCUGCACUACAGUCCCUUUAAGGCGGUUUGGGAUUGGGUCAUCCUGCUGCUGGUGCUCUACACGGCCGUCUUCACUCCCUACAGCGCUGCAUUCCUGCUGAACGAGCUGGAGGAAGAGCGCAGGCGGCCCUGCGGCUACACCUGCAACCCGCUCAACGUGGUGGACGCCAUAGUGGACAUCCUGUUCAUCGUGGACAUCGUGAUCAACUUCCGCACCACCUACGUCAAUCACAACGAUGAGGUGGUGACACACCCGAAGCGCAUUGCCAUCCACUACAUCAAAGGCUGGUUCCUCAUCGACAUGGUGGCCGCUGUCCCUUUUGAUCUGCUCAUCUUUAAAUCGGGGACAGAUGAGACAACCUCCACUCUAAUUGGCCUCCUGAAGACGGCACGACUGUUGCGACUGGUCCGUGUGGCGAGGAAGUUGGACAGAUACUCUGAGUAUGGAGCUGCGGUCCUGGUUUUGCUUAUGUGUACGUUUGUGCUGAUCGCCCACUGGCUGGCAUGUAUUUGGUAUGCUAUCGGUUAUGUGGAAAGGCCAUAUAUGAAAACGGGCUGGUUGGAUAAUCUGGCUGACCAGCUGGGGAAGCAUUAUAAUGACAGUGAUUCCAGCUCAGGACCUUCUAUAAAGGACAAGUACGUCACUGCGCUUUACUUCACCUUCAGCAGCCUGACCAGCGUGGGCUUCGGAAACGUCUCACCAAACACCAACUCUGAAAAGAUGUUCUCCAUCUGCGUCAUGCUUAUUGGCUCCCUCAUGUAUGCCAGCAUAUUUGGGAACGUGUCGGCGAUCAUCCAGAGGCUUUACUCUGGGACCGCGCGGUACCACACUCAGCUGCUGCGAGUGAAGGAGUUCAUCCGUUUCCAUCAGAUACCCGGAGGACUGAGACAGAGGCUGGAGGAGUACUUCCUGCACGCUUGGUCCUACACCAACGGCAUCGACAUGAAUGCAGUUCUGAAGGGUUUUCCAGAAUGCCUGCAGGCUGAUAUCUGUCUGCAUCUGAACCGCACGCUGCUGCAGAACUGCAAGGCCUUCAGAGGAGCCAGCAAGGCCUGUCUGAGAGCCCUGGCCACACGCUUUAAAACCACACACUCCCCUCCAGGAGAUACACUCUACCACCACGGCGACAUCCUCCACACACUGUACUUCAUCUCCCGCGGAUCCAUUCAGGUGUCCCGUAACGACAUGGUGCUGGUUGUACUGGGUACGAAUGAUAUUUUGGGGGAGCCUAUUGACCUGUAUGCUGAGCCUGGACACUGCAAUGCUGAUGUGAGGACACUUACCUAUUGUGACCUUCACCGUAUCCAGAGAUAUGACCUUUUGGAAGUGCUGGACAUGUUCCCAGCCUUCGCCGACAGUUUCUGGAGAAACCUGGAGAUCACCUUCAACCUUAGAGAAGCAGAUGCAGUUGUGCACACGGUACACAAUGAGAUUUCGGACUGUGUUUACCAUGCCAGUUGCUCACGGCACCGCAGAAACUCACUGGACAGAAGAAACAGACCAGAUGGGAUGGAUCAAAACGAUUCUUACCCACUUCAGACGUGCCCAGGUUUGGGUCAUCACUGUUCCACAGGCCAUCACACCCACUGGGAGGAAAUGUACAGCUGUGACUCCUCCACGUCCCAGUCCAGCGAGGAUCUCAACAAACCACCGCUGACCCACAGUCAGAUGUGCAGCCCUACAGGAAACCCCAAGGAUUACCACCCGCCUGUGGUGCGAUUGAUACCACCCAACAGUACCUCAGGGGUCGGCCUGGAGCCUGGCAUGGACAGAGGGCCCUCGGGAACUCGUCUCUCUGGACUGUACAGUUACUGGCCAGACUGUCAGGGAAAUCAGUACACAGAGCGAUGCUGUCGAUCCUCAACUGUUCAAGCUUCAUACAAUCAGCCGCAGUGCACAGAAGACUGUCCCACUGAGCUCGAGUCCAGACUGGAGUUACUGCAGAGCCAGCUGAACCGGUUAGAGACAAGAAUGACUGCAGACAUCAAUGUGAUUCUUCAGCUUCUGCAGAGACAGAUUACCCCGGUACCCCCCGCAUACAGCUCUGUAUCUCCAGCAAAUCACGCCCCUGACCCUUCCAUCCUCUACGGGAACAGUGCACCAGUGCUGCACACUCUGUAUCCAAUUCCUAAUCUCCAGCUGGAGACCAGAGCUCCCACAAUCCAGCAGAGUGCAGCCCAGCCGGAUUCAAAGUUCAAACCGAAGUCUCAGGAUUCCCUGUUCAGUGGCAUACAGGACACAGUGGGGUCAAAUGAAGAUGAGAAUCUUCAGUGUAGCUCAGAGACAAAGCUGACUGUGGCUUCCAUAUGCCAGGCAUCUCCCAAUAUGAUGGACGCAGCAUGUCUCCAUUCUUCUCUUCGUUUCCCAUCGCUGCCCGGCAAUCUGGACGCCUCUGCAUGCCUGGCACAAAUCCACAAACAUCUGUCCGACCCUGUCUUACCUAUUAACCAAUGACUUCCUAGAAAACUUCUAAAUUUGACCCACUUUGCAGGGAACUUAUCAGGGAACAUCAUCACACAUCAGGACUCACGUAAACCUCAAACACUGGGAUUCAAGGUUUAGAAUACCAGAACACCAAUGAACACAGUACACAGUAGUGACAAACGUACUGACGGUUUCACACUCAAAUUUGCAGGAACAGAUAGAAAGGGACAGACCCUUUCUGUUCCAACAUGACUUCGCACCAGUGCACAAAGCAAGCUCCAUAAAGAUAUGGAUGAGGGAGUUUAGUGUGGAAGAACUUGACUGGCCGGCCCUGUCCUGACCUCAACCCAAUAAAACACCUUUGGGUUAAAUUAGAGCAGAGACUGCAAAAAACUCAGAAAGAAUGAACAAAAAUCCCCAUAAACACACUCCUGAACCUUGUGGAAAGCUGUUAUAAAUGUAAAGAGUGGGCUGAAAUUAUAUUAAACCCUAUGGAUUAAGAAUGGGAUGCCACUCAAGUUCUAAUGCGUGAGAAGGCAGACAAGUCAAUACUAUUGGCAGUAUACAUUUUACAUUACAUUUUUACAUUUUUGGCAUUUAGCUGACGCUCUUAUUCAGAGCGACUUACAAAGUUAUUUCUCUUACAGAGGUGGGUCAAUGUAGUGUUAGGAGUCUUGCCCAAGGACUCUUAUUGGUGUAGUGCAGCAUUCAGUCACCCAGACCUGGAAUUGAACCCCAGUCUCCCACAUGGUGCCUCACUGGCAGGUGGUGGUGUUAUUCACUGCGCUACACCAACCAGUAUAGUAUAUUUAUUAAGUAUAUUUAACCCUGUUUGCCAGAAGAAACCAAACUAUGAGGACAGACUGUAGCAUCAAGCUUGGUAAGCAAAGCCAUGACUAGUGCUUGUUUUCUUUUUUUUUACUUUUUUUUUAGAGCAAGGCUGCAAAAUACAUAAUUCUCAGGUACAUAAUGGGUAUACAGAGGACACUGUUUUUAAUCCAUAAGGUUUUCACAGUACACAGCAAAAACUAGAGAUUUGAACAGUUGAGAGUUGAUUUUCACUCUGAAAGUAAUUUUAACUGAUUUAAAUGUUGUUUAAUGUUGGAUUUAUUGGACACAAUUGAAUGUGUUUUAGUGUUAAACCAGUAUAUCCAAUUAAAGCAAUAUACUGCCCAACUCCUCAUGGCAGAGUUAAGUCAACUCAGCCCACUUUUUUUACUUCUUCGGUUGGAGAUUAUGAGCCUUCAACACCAUAUUGUUCCCCAAUUGUAGACAUAUAGACAUACACAAAUAAAGCAACAUUUUUUAUUGAGGCACACUAAAACACUUACAAUAAAAUUUCUUAGUACAUUACACAAAACAUAAUUUUCCUAUUUGCUCCUGGCUCAAGCUACCGUCCCCUGGGUAGUCGUUUAUAUGUAGAGGUUGUUUAUAUGAUCACAGUGUUAUAGGCUGUAAGAGCAAGUUACUAUUUUCUGUACUCUAAAAUAUGGAUAGGUACUGUAUUAAAGUUGGGAAAAUAAGUUUGCAAAGGAAACGAAGGUAUGUUUUAUCCGCUGAUAAGAACCAAAAACAAUCUAGCUUUCCCUAAAAAAAAAAGCAAUUGUUGAUUAUGUUAACUCCACUAUGAGCUAAAAUAUAUGAAAAGUUUUACUAUUUUGAAAGUGUUGAUUCUCUGCUGCUGGGUGUGGUUUUAAGUUGCCUAACGGUUACAGUUAUUUCACUAGAAAAAAUGUGUGAUCUGUUAAAGUUUUGGUUAAGACAUUACCAGCCCAAACUCACAAUACAAAAUAAGAGUCUACAUUACAUGGGAAUGUGAGUAAUAUCACUUUACAUUCAAUAAAGGUCACAUUUAUUUGAUUUAGCAAAGGUUGCCCAAGAGGGAAAUGAAUACACACUAAUGCUGGAGGAGUUAAAUCAACUUAAACAGUACAAUGAAUUGAUUUUGUCAUUUAAAAUAGUAAUUAUUUAUACUAUUAUACUAUUUAUACUUAUACUAAGUCAGGAGCACAUCUAAAGUAAGUUAAAUAAAGUUAUUUCUCAUGCUGGAGUUUUGCUUUUUUUUUCUUUCUUUUUUUUAUGUAUGUACAUUUAUUUCCCCUCAUCUAAUUUUGUGGGGGCUCCUCUGGAUUAUGCUAAGCUAUGUUGCUGUAAUAUUGUGUUUUAAAACACUGUAUUUAUUUUUACCUACUAUGAGCCUGUACAUUCAACCAACUGACUUCUGUACGUAUGUCCAGGUUAACUAAUUUAAAAUAAAUUCGUUUUUCUCAA